CCAAAGUGCAUUACACAAAAGGAAUUGGUGUUGGGAUACAAUCAAGGCGAAAAUCAAUAACACACGUUCGUGAGAAAACUCUUUUUCUAACAUGACUUAAAUAAGAAUUACACCAACGACACAUUUUACUAUGGUCUGAAAAACAUAUUUACUUUGACAACCCGUCAGUGAAGACUUGCAUAUACUUUAUAAAGUGUUUUAUACAUACACACACACACACACACACACACACACACACACACACACACACACACACACACACACACACACACACACACACACACACACACACACACACACAAUUUAUCAACCAAACAACACGUACUCGUCUUUUUUAAGCAUUGAGUCUCUGUGUGGUCAAUCCCAAAAAUAAAACCGUAAAGAUAAUUUAAACAGGAUGUGAAGUGUGUGUCUGUGGCCUGUAUGAUAAUGUCAUUCCCUUCUACAGCUACCUGUGGCUUUCCUCAGAGUUUUGUUAAAUUAUGCUUGAGUUUGUCACACAGUCAAACUCACAAGCUUCAUCAUGGCUGGACGCCUGCUGUUUGUCAUCCUCGUGUAUUUCUUUCAAUUGUAUGAAGCACAAGCUCUUCUUCCACCAACACUGACAGUAUAUCCACCGAUGAUCAGGGAGACAGACUCAGUCACUCUGCACUGUCAGACUCCACCGUCUGUUUCUGUGUCUCAGUGUAAUUUCUACACUUUAAGUGGACACACUGUCAGAGUUUUCUCUUGUCUGAAGACACUGAGAGGAACUGAGCUGCUGGAGAUGUCACAACAGAGAUCACCUGCUGAGGUUCAAGUGAAAUGUUAUUACGCUGUAACGUUUGAAGGGUCAAAUUCUCCAUCUCCACACAGUGACACGUCCUCCAUCACCAUAUGCGCUCUUCCUCCACCAACACUGACAAUGAAUCCACCGGUGAUCACAGAGACAGACUCAGUCACUCUGCACUGUCAGACUCCACCAUCUGUUUCUGUGUCUCAUUGUUAUUUCUUCACUUUAAGUGGACACACUGUCAAAGUUUUCUCUUGUCUGAAGACACUGAGAGGAACUGAGCUGCUGGAGAUGUCCCAACAGAGAUCACCUGCUGAGGUUCAAGUGAAAUGUUAUUACGCUGUAACGUUUGAAGGGUCAAAUUCUCCAUCUCCACACAGUGACACGUCCUCCAUCACCAUACGCGAUCUUCUUCCACCAACACUGACAGUGAAUCCACCGGUGAUCACAGAGACAGACUCAGUCACUCUGCACUGUCAGACUCCACCGUCUGUUUCUGUGACUCAGUGUUAUUUCUACACUUUAAGUGGAGGAAGUAUCAGAGUCUUCUCUUGUCUGAAGACACUGACAGGAACUGAGCUGCUGCUGAUGUCACAGCAGAGAUCACCUGCUGAGGUUCAAGUGAAAUGUUAUUAUCGUGACAUGACUAAAUCUCCUGAGAGUGAUGUAUCCUCCAUCAUCAUUCAAACUCUUCUCCCACCAACAUUGACAGUGAAUCCACCGGUGAUUACAGAGACAGACUCAGUCACUCUGCACUGUCAGACUCCACCGUCUGUUUCUGUGACUCACUGUUAUUUCUACACUUUAAGUGGACACAUUGUCAGUGUCUUUUCUUGUCUGAAGACACUGACAGGAACUGAGCUGCUGGAGAUGUCACAGCAGAGUUCACCUGCUGAGGUUCAAGUGAAAUGUUAUUACUCUAUAAAAUAUGGAGGGUCAAAUUCUCCAUCUCCACACUGUGACACGUCCUCCAUCACCAUACACAAUAUUGUGGAAAACGAGUCAAGCACGACCCAGUCGAUUGCACCAUCAGAGGGUACCACAGCAGACAUAUGGAAGUUCGUAGCAGCUGUGGCUGGAUGUGGAGUUACUGUGGGCAUCAUCCUGCUGGUUUCUGCAAUUAUGUGUCCCCACCGAAGACCUGUGGCAGUUCCUGAUGAGGUGGAGACCAAAGUUGAAUAUUCCGAGACGUACCAUAUGUACAUAAUCCCUGAGGAGCCGGCUGAUCCAGACUUGAGCUGUAAAAUAUACAGCACGGUGCAGCUACACUGAAACGUUUAUACUGAACAGCAAGAGGAAGCAGGCAGUCUAAAAAAAACUGUUAAAAGAAAAGCAAACCAUGUGUCCAAAGUAAAUUUUAUAAUCCAGUAUAAUGUAAGACGAGUUAAAUGUUUGUAUUUUCUGUUUAAUGUUUUGUAUGCAGUUUUACAUCUAUGAACAAAAGUUUUAAAAAUGGGGAAAACCUCAAAUAUAUUUCUAUUCUACGGGAUGUAAUUUGUAAAA
Eleginops maclovinus (Patagonian blennie) is the source of this 2275-nucleotide messenger RNA. RefSeq lists its product as uncharacterized. NCBI's taxonomy places the organism in Eukaryota, Metazoa, Chordata, Actinopteri, Perciformes, Eleginopidae. The record is from RefSeq and is a predicted model, not a curated record. The transcript is spliced from 10 exons. The coding region runs from base 524 to 2044 and encodes 506 amino acids.